AUGUUUUACAAAACACCACUCAUUCUCGCCGUCGUCUUGGUCGCCGCAUUAUCCGUCAAUGCAAAAGUGACGUACCAAAAAGGCCUCGUCCCUGAAAAAGCUGGAAGCGGUUCUGCAAACACGCAUGCCUUCUACGUUGUCGGAGACAGAAACGGCUACAAAUUCAGUGUCUUGAAGAAUGAAGCCGGAAAAUGGUCAGAAGCAACGUGCGGAAACGUCGUUCAAGGCUCCAAAGGUUUGGGUCCUAACGGCGCUUCCUUCUAUACUGCACCUUGCGAAGUAGACGCUUCCACAGGAGAUCAAGUUGUUAAGGUACAAUGCAUCGAUCCAACGAAUCCAAAAGCUGAAAGAGCAGGAAGUGCCACUAUCAGUUGGUACAAAGGUCCAACUCAAGAUGGUCAACGCUCUUAUGGCAUUCACGUUGAAAGCCAAGGUAAUAUUUAUUUGGGUACCACUCUUGCUUCAGAGCAAGGUACUCCACUCAUUCAAGGUCCUUUCUCUUUGGGUGGAUUGCAAAAUCAAGGCGUAAUUAUCAACUGCAACGGUAAAGAACGUACUCGUUUGGCAAACUGA
Molecule: messenger RNA, 573 nt
Organism: Meira miltonrushii
Lineage: Eukaryota; Fungi; Basidiomycota; Exobasidiomycetes; Exobasidiales; Brachybasidiaceae
Exons: 2
Coding region: 1-573 (190 amino acids)
Source: RefSeq, a predicted model, not a curated record